AUUUAGUCAGCUCUUGAUCGUGGCCGUCUCGUGUCGUGGUGCUUCUCAUUCAGUUCCAGUGAACUGCAGCUCCUUUGGCCUCCUAGAACAUCUGCCGUCUCCUUGGUUGGUGCCACCGUCCGGGCGACUCCUCUCGUGUUCGCCGCAUCGUCUCCGCCACCGCUCGACACCCGAUCAUCCCUCCGCAAUAUCUCCUGCCGUCAUUCUCUCGACGAGACCCGUCCCCCUCUAACCAGUGCUGCCCUGCUUCUCCUGUCGCCCAUAGAGCUGCAAUAAUGGGUGGCUCGUUAUCUCGUAUGUGGUCCUUCCUCUGGACGAAGAAGGAAAUUCGCAUCCUCAUUCUCGGGCUGGAUAACGCGGGGAAAACAACCCUACUUUACAGACUCAAGAUUGGUGAAGUGGUCACUACGAUACCUACCAUAGGUUUCAAUGUCGAAUCGGUGACGUAUCGGAAUCUGAAUUUCAAUGUUUGGGAUCUCGGAGGUCAAACGUCCAUUCGCCCCUACUGGCGCUGCUACUAUGCCAACACAGCUGCUGUCAUAUUCGUCAUCGAUUCGACUGAUAUUGAACGACUCGGAACGGCUGCUGAUGAACUUGCAGCCAUGCUGAAUGAGGACGAACUCCGCGACGCGGCCCUGUUGGUAUUUGCCAACAAGCAGGACCAGCCCGGCGCCAAAGGCGCGGGCGAGAUAUCAGAGGCUCUGAAGCUGGGCGAGCUGCGGGAUCGGAACUGGAGCAUCGUCGCAUGCUCUGCGAUUGAUGGAAAAGGCCUUAAUGAAGGCAUGGAUUGGCUAGUGCAAACUCUUCAGUCGGAAAACGCAUGAGCGACGGUGUUCUAUGACAUGUUAUAGAUUUCUUUCGAUAUAAUUCUCGGCUUUCAGGUGGUAAGGCUCCGCAGAGCUUGUGAAUGCUUGUCAUUUAUCCUUGGUGCCGUUCACUCGUCUUUCUCCUUCCAUGUCCUUUUUCUACUCCGUUCAGGGCUCAUGUCGUUUAUACAGUAUACCUUUUUGAUAUCGAAAUUCCCCAGACUUAGCAUAAUAUCCUAAUUGAUUUGAAAUUUGAGUUUGGCGGGCUUUGCUUGUGCUUUACGGUCAUGAUUGAGACCGAUUUGCGUCGCUUGCAAUGCUUCUGGUUGGAUGGAGCCUGCCCUUGUCAGAGGCUAUCGGCCGUGCUCACGGCAAUGUUGAGAGACUACAGACGAGAAGACAAUGCUACUGAUGCUGAUGUCGUAUGGAUUGGCUGUAUCUUAAGAUCCGUUGCUCUCAGAAUCAGAAGAAGAAUAGG
This is a messenger RNA of Aspergillus sclerotioniger CBS 115572, 1284 nucleotides long. Its product is annotated as ADP-ribosylation factor family protein. Gene Ontology annotation, biological process: intracellular protein transport; vesicle-mediated transport. The transcript has 5 exons. Gene Ontology annotation, molecular function: GTPase activity; GTP binding. NCBI's taxonomy places the organism in Eukaryota, Fungi, Ascomycota, Eurotiomycetes, Eurotiales, Aspergillaceae. The record is from RefSeq and is a predicted model, not a curated record. The coding region runs from base 276 to 824 and encodes 182 amino acids. Gene Ontology annotation, cellular component: cytoplasm; Golgi apparatus.